AAACGAAGAAAAGAAAUUAAUUUGUGAUGUAAUGCACGCAGCUAUGGAGCCUAAGACCAGUGGCAGCAGCAGUAGUAGUACUAGUAGUAGUAGUAGUAGUAGUAGUAGUAUUAAGCAGGAAGAGACAAGCAGAGAGGGGGCCCAGGAGACAACAGGCCCCCUCUCCCCCCCACCGCCCCACCUACCAUCUUCCAGAGCUAAAGGUUUAAGGAUAGACUCGCAAAAAAUGGAAACUGGCGGUGGCGGCGGUGGUGGUGGUGGCGGCGGUGGUGGUGGUGGUGGUGGUGGUGGUGGUAGCAGUAUUGCCAACCCCUCUUCGGCCACUAACGGGAGCAGUGUUACCAAUGGUGUGGUCGGGGGCGGGGGUGGGGAGAGACCGCCCCCCGUCCCCCCUCCCCACCCCUACUCUCCCCCAGGUGCCCCCCAACACAAGGCAGCGUACACAAACGGCGCCCACUCCCCACACAGCACUGUCAACGGGACGCCCACUCCUUCUCCCCCUGCCCUCACCUCCCCGCCCACCCCCGCCCACGACCACGCCCACACCACGCCCGGCAGAGAUACGCAGAGACAGAUUGCUAAGGUUCGACGUUUCCUCACCACGCUUCACCAGUUCGCCGCAGACAUAUCUCAAGAAGUGGGAGAGAGAGUGAGACAUCUCGUACUGGGACUACUGAGCGGGGCAGUGACGGUAGAAGAGUUUCAUGUCGGGCUUCAAGAGGUAACCCACUUUCCACUCCGUCCCUUCGUUCUUCCCUUCCUGCGCUCCCACCUGCCCCUCCUCCAGCACCACCUCCACGCCCUCGCCAGAAGAGCGGCCAUGCCAGUGUCGCAGUAUGUGGCGGUGCACGAGGCGGCUGCCCUGGACGCCGCCUCGGGGGAACCUACUGACUUCUUCUCCUCAGAGGUCACGCAGGGGAAGAGGCGACAUGACGGAUACUUCGAAAAUGGAGACGGAGGAGGAGGAGGAGGGGGAGGAGGCGGAGGAGGAGGAGGAGGAGGAGGAGGAGGAGGGUCUCUCUCUCCGCCCCCUAGCAAGAGAGUGGGGGGCCUUUUCUCUCCCCCCUACCCAAGUGUCGGGGUGAGCCCGGACCCCCCCACCCCACACCCCAAGGAGUACCGCACCCCCGCCCCCCCUCCGGAUGAUGAGUGGAAGAAUAUACAUGUGAUGCUAACCUGUAUUUUAAGCAUGGUGGAGAAAACAAGACGGGCGUUAACUAUGCUACAAGAACGAGAAGGAGGAGGAGGAGGAGGAGGAGGAGGAGGAGGAGGAGGAGGAGGAGGAGGAGGAGGAGGAGGAGGAGGAGGAGGAGGAGGAGGAGGAGGAAGACAAGACUACGAUGCUGAGGUCAGGAGGCAUGCUGCUGAAUUAGUGGCGCAGUCAAUAAGGGCAACUGAAGAGAGAGUGUCUGAGGUGAAGCGGAAAGCAGAGGAAGCGGUGUCAGAGGUACGAAGGGCGGCGGUGGCGGAGGUGCAGAGAGCUGUGGGCGCGGCGGAGGCGAGGGCGCAAGAGUUGGUAGCGGCUGAGAGAGCGAAAGUGGACGUGCUUUUAAGAGAGGUGGGGAGAAGAGACCCUGCGGAACCUCGGAUUGACCCCCAGCAGGCGUGUUGGAACUGCGGUAGAAAGGCUCACGAGACAUGUAGCGGAUGUAAUGUGGCGAGGUACUGUGGUCCAUUCUGCCAACACAAAGAUUGGGACGGACAUCACAAGGUUUGCUCUCCUGGUUUAUCUUCCUCUUCCUCCUCCUCUUCCUCCUCUUCCUCCUCCUCCACGCCCGCCUCCUCCUCCUCCUCCACAGCCCUCGUAGCCGCCCUUGUUUCAAAAGCUAAGUUCUCAAAGCCUGAUGUUCCCAAGGGUGAGUGAGGUUGUUUGCUGUUUGUGGGUGUUUACAUGUGUGAGAGUGUGUUAGAGAGAGGUACUGUGUGUGUGUGUGUGUGUGUGUGUGUGUGUGUGUGUGUGUGUGUGUGUGAGUGAGUGUAAACAACUAAAAAACCCUGUUUCUGUGUGCAAACAAGACUAUUUUGAGUGUAAACAGCUAUGAAUGGGUAAACAACGACCAAUUGAGAGCAAAAACCCUAUUUUUUAGUGCAAACAAGACGAUUUUGAGUAUAAACAGCCAUGAAUUGGUAAACAACGACCGAUUGAAAGCAAACAAGACUAUUUCGAGUGUAAACAGUUACUACAGGGUGAAAACACGUAGGUACUGCAAACAACUAUUAAAUGGAAGCAAAAAACUAUUUCUGUCUGCAAACGAAACUAUUUUGAGUGCAAACAACUAUCAAAGGUAAAGAACACAUGGAUACUGUAAACAAGGUUCUGUGUGUUAGUGUAAACAGCUGUUUGAUAUGAAGUAAAGUGUAGAGUGAAUGCAAACAAUAAUUCAAGGUAAACAAGGUCAUGUGUGUCACUGUAAACAAUUGAAAAUAAACAGAACUACAGGGUAAACAACGAAUAAAACUGGAAAAACGUGAUGUGUAGACAAAUUGGAUGUAAACAAUGGAAAAUAAGAGUAAACAAAAGAAAACAGGUAUCAAGUGUAAACAAGACAGCAGACAAAAUUACAAUAUAGUACUAGAAAAUAUGUUGAGUAUAAACAGUGAUAAGUGUUGAGUGUAAACAAAGUACAGGCAAACAAAACAUGAAAUAAACAAGAAAUGCACAAAAGAUAGAAAUGAAAACAAGAUAAGUGAUAAAGAAAAUGCAAACAAACCACAUGGUCGAUGUAAACAAAAUAACAGGUAAAGAAAACAUAUAAACAGCUCACAUGAUCAGAGCAAACAGUGAGUCUAUAGAGGGACACAUUAGAUACAACAAUGAAAACAAGUAUAGCUGUAAACAAACGAGUGUAAACAAAGCAAACAGUGUCUAUAUUAAGGUGAAGGUUGCAUGUAAACAGUGCCAUAGCGUGAAUGUAAACAAGAAAUAACCA
Portunus trituberculatus (swimming crab) is the source of this 2930-nucleotide messenger RNA. RefSeq names its product protein CBFA2T2-like. The record is from RefSeq and is a predicted model, not a curated record. Bases 32 to 1864 code for a protein of 610 amino acids. NCBI's taxonomy places the organism in Eukaryota, Metazoa, Arthropoda, Malacostraca, Decapoda, Portunidae. The transcript has 11 exons. Gene Ontology annotation, biological process: negative regulation of DNA-templated transcription; DNA-templated transcription. Gene Ontology annotation, cellular component: nucleus. Gene Ontology annotation, molecular function: transcription corepressor activity.